This is a messenger RNA of Drosophila novamexicana, 3352 nucleotides long. RefSeq names its product protein folded gastrulation. Bases 379 to 2970 code for a protein of 863 amino acids. The transcript has 4 exons. The record is from RefSeq and is a predicted model, not a curated record. Lineage: Eukaryota; Metazoa; Arthropoda; Insecta; Diptera; Drosophilidae.
AGUGUUGACAACAACAACAACAACACGCAUGCGCAACAUUUGCCGUCUUCACUCUCUUCAUUGUCGUCUUCUUCUUGCGCCCGGGACAUAAAGCAGUAAAAUAAAUCCCGCAAUUGAAGACAGCUUGCAUGAGGGAAAGAGGGAAAGAGAGAGAGCGAGAGGGAGAGAGAUAGCAAGAGCGGGAGCGAGGCAUAUUCAUAUAUUCCUGUUCAAGGAUUGUCGACCACACUUCACACCACACAAAAACUGUUGGCGUUGCAUUUCGUAUUCCAGUUGUCAUUUGACAUUUAUGUCGCCUGCUUUGGGAUUGCAGAGAUAAACAGGACUAGGAUUGUGGGAUUGGUAACGCUGCCGCACUGGAGCUGGAGGAUUGCCGCGAUGGCAUCAUCUUCGAGAGGCAUACAGCAGUCUAGCGGCUGUGGCUGGCUGCUGCUGGUGCACGGGCUGCUGGCGCUGACCGCGCUCCACAUGCACAGCCUGAAGGGGGCGGCAGUUGAGGCGCUGCCGAUCACCUCGCGGCCCAUUGAGGGCAAUGCACAGAAGGAUGCGUGGGAGGCGUGGUUGCGUCUCCCAUACGAGCAGAAGUCGCUCGAGAAACAGAAGAAGGUAAUGCCCAAAUCGAUAUUCGCAUUGCCCUUCCGCCACUGCCCGCCGGGCCAUAAGCUGUACAACGAGCGCUGCAUACCGCAGAUCAACAUUGAUCCCACCGAUCUGGUGGCCCAGGAGCUGCAGGGUGCACUCGGCGAGGGCGGUGAGGUCAGCAGCGGCAGCCCCACAGACUACGAUUACAGCGACAGCGAGAGCGAUGAGCAGCUCUACGAGAUGUCCACAGGGCCGUUCGCUCAGAACGAUCAGCUGUCCACGCAGCCCAGUGCCAGUGGUGCCGAGGACCAGGCCCUGCCCAGUGAGGAUGCCCCACUCAAGUUCAAUAUAUUUGAAAAAAAGUUUCCCACGGCGCCAGAGGCUGUGCUGCAGCCCGAUGUUGUUAAUGCAACGACAGCAACAACAGCAACAUUGGCUGCAAUGAGCACGCCCACACCCACGCCCACAAUAGCAACAAUGCGCGAAGACGCCCUCAAGGCGCAGCGGCAGCCGGAUAAUCGAAUUGCCGAAGGCGCUGAAGAUCUGCAAGCGGAUGCCAGCAAUGCUCUGCCCAGCACAACUACCCUCAGCAUCUCCAGCAGCAGCAGCAGCAUUGGCUCCUUCAGCGAUAUUGGGAAUAUCGAUGCCAUUGUCGUGCCAGCGGGCGGGCCUCGGGGUGCAGAGCCCAGCGUUCAGCUGGUGACAAGUUCGAUGAGAGAUGAGCCCGAGCUAAAUGUGGUUACAAAGCCGAAUGCGGAUGCGGGGGCGAAUCUGCAGGCAGCAGCAGAGCCAGAGGCAGAGGCAGAGGGAGAGACGGACCUGGAGCAACUGCUCAAGGUUGACGCCUUUCUGCCGGCCUAUGGCAGCAGCGUGGAUAUGAUGCCGCCGUUCAGUCAUCGUCGCGUCUCGCCGCUGCUCAGCGCCGAUCUGGAUCUGGGCGAUGAUACGGCCACGGAUAUUGUUCCAGCGGCGGUUGACAGCGAAGCUGAUGCAACAACAACAACAACAACAACAACAACAACAACAACAACAGCAACAACAGCAGCAACUGCAUCGUUGGCAACGCCCACAACAACAACAUUGUCUUCAGCCCAGCCGCGAGUGCCAGGGGAAGAACAAGAGCUAGAUCGAGUCGUCGUGAAAAAAUCGAAAGUGCAACCGGUUCAGUUAAGCUCCAUAACUGCAACGACUGCAGCAACAGCAACUGCAGCUACACUAACAGCAACAGCAACAACAAUGACAUUAACAGCAGCAUCAGCAGCAGCAGUGACAACAACAACAGCAGCAACUGUCGCUGCUGCUGCUGAAACCGAAGUUGCUGCUAUACAUCAAGAUGCCAAUGGCAAUACGAGAGAUGAUGACCGGUUUUAUUAUCAGCCUUUUGCCAGAGAUGUUGCUGCCAGUGCCAGUAGCAGCAGCAGCAGCAGCAGCAGUAUUGCUGACGGCGAUUUGGAUGUGCUGAACGAUAUGGCAUCCAGUGACAAUUUAAUGACAAAUACAAUUGGUGGCCAGGGCGACAGUGAGAAGGCGGCAAGUGAAAAUAAUUUUGAACAAGAAUUGCGCAUUAUAAACGAGCUGGUUAAGGACAAGCGGCGAUUAUCGCAGCUGCGACAACAGCAACAAGAGCAGCAGUCAACCAGCAGCAGCACAACAAUACCAACGACAGCGACAGCAACAACGACAGCAGCAACAGCAACGAUCAUCGAAAGCAGCUCAGACGCGUCUAGCACAGCAACAGCAGCAACAGCAACAACAGCAGCAACAACAACAGCAGCAGCAGCAACAGAAACCACAAAUUUUUGGUCAAGCCUCAUGCCAAUGCUGGGCUUGAGCUCAACGGAAUCAACAGCAGCAACAGAACAAUCAGCAGAGACAAUUACAACGACAUCAGUCAAGCCAACAGCAACAACGGCGAUAACAGGCAAUGUUGCUGAAAGCUCAACAGCAACAGUAACAGCAGCAGCAAAAACAGUAGCAACAAAUGUUGCUAACACAAAAAGCACACAACAUUUAAGUAUUAAUACCAAUCGUAGCAAUAGAAAUAGUAAAAUAAUUAGAGUAGAUAGUUUAGGUGUCAGCCCACAGCCAAUAUCAACAGCAACAGCAGCAACAGAAGCAACUGCUGCAACAGCAGCAGCAACAGCAGCGACAGCAGCAACAGCUGCAACAGCAGCAACAGCAGCAACGGCUGUAACAGCAGAAACAUCCCAAUCCGCUGACGAUGCAAAUUAUACACCAUUUUGGUGGCUGCCCAACAUUGGCUGGCGUGUGGAUCGUCAGUUGGACGAGAAGGGCGAGGAUCGAUCGCUGUUGCUGCGUUUCUUCAGGACAUUUCGUGCCAACGAUAGUGACGUGGCAGCAGCAGCAACAUUGCCGUCGCGUCGCUAAUCUCUCUAGCAUUUUUCUGUGCACUCCCCCGUGCCCUGUGCGCUGCUCUUAGCUGCUCUCGCUCCACCCGAGACACGCUGGAGUCCGCUAGUCGGCUGGGAUUGCUGUCGUGUCGUAGGCCAUGCCGGUGGCAACAACGUUUCAAUUGUGUGUUGAAGUUCUGUUUGUUCUGUUGCAAUGGCGUCCAACUGUUUCCACCCCACACACAAAACUACUUAGCUUUCAGUUUUGUCUAUAAUUUAUAUAUAUUAAUUUUAAUUAUUUUCAAAAUUAAAUAUCUAUUCGAUUUCUUUUUUCUUUGGUAUUUGUUUAACUGCUUGUACAUAUUACGUAACGUCAACAAUUUCAUUUAUGAUUAAAUAAUUUUUUUUUUGUUUUCAUG